ACGCGGGCGUCGAGCGUCGACGAGCGCCGUCCGGGCGAAGCGCGGGACGGGCUCGGGUCGAGCGCGCGUCGAGAGGAGAGGGAGCGCGCGGCGGGCGCGGGCGUCGCGCGGCUCGAGGAGGCGUGGUCGCGCGGCGGGCGGGGAGAAAUAUCUAGGGUUGACUGACGGGCGCGAGGGGCGGCGUCGGGGCGGGAUCCAACGACGCGCGCGCGACGGCGACGAUGUGGCGGUACGCGAAACGCUCGCUCCUGAGAGCGGUGAGCUCCGUCGGUAGAGGCGGCGCGGCGUCGACGUCCUCGCGCCCGUCCUCCGUCUCCGCGCGCGUCGGCGCGGGCGAGCGCGCGGCGGCGAGGGCGCACCGCAAGCGCGAAAUACACGCGCAGAGCCUCCUCGAGCUGAGACAGACGUGGGAGAUCGAGCACUUCGCGUCGAAGCUGCGCGCCGCGAACGGCGACUCCGCGGCGCGAACCGCGGUGGACCUGAUGCGCGCGAUGCGCGGCGCGGGCGUCCCGUGGCUCUCCGUGGCGUCGAACCCGGCGGUUCGCGAAGAGGUGAGAGUCGCGGCGCUCCAAGCGAUGGGCGCGGCGGUCGUCGCCGCGCCCGCCUGGAACGCCGCGUCGUCCGUCGCGGCGGCGUCGCUGCGGCGGCUGAUGCCGACGAUGGCGCUCAGGCACGCGGGCGGGUCGUGGAGGGACGCGCUGACGCAUCCCGCGUUUCGCGUGGAGGUGCCGCAUAUGAUCGCGGCGUUUAGGGUUCGCUCGGGGCUGCCGUCGGCUUCGUCGGCUUCGUCGGCUUCAUCGGCGGCGGCGAAAGCCGUCGCGGGCCAAACAUCCCCGCCGCCCGCCGCGAUGUUGAUCUCGAGCAGCAUCGCGCUGCGGCACGCCGGGUGCUCGUGGCUCGACGUCGCGCGGCACGCCGCGUUUCACGCGUGCGUCAAGUCGCGCGUCGUCGGCGCCGCGGGGUACGCGUACGCCAACACAUUCGUCCGGCACCCGUUCACGUCCGCGCUCAUCACGUCCGUGACGAAGUGCGUCGGGUCGGAUCUCCUCGUGCAGAAGAUCGUGGAGGGGAGGGAGGAGAUCGACUGGCGGAGGGCGGCGUGCUUCUUCGCGUUGGGGUUAUCCUACGUCGGCGCGUUUCAGUACGGGUUGUAUAACCGGGUGAUGAAGCCGAUGGGGGGGUUCUUGACCGCGCGGUACGGCGCCGGCGCGAGCGUCAGCGCCAUGGUGUUCGUGGACUCGUUCCUCGUGUCUCCGUUCGUGUACCUUCCCACGUUCUUCGGGUUGAAGGCGUGGGCGAACGGCGAGUGCGCGGCGACGGAGGUGCCGGCGCGGGCGCGAGACGUCUUCUCGGGGACGGCGACGAGCUUUUUGAGAAGCAGAGAGAGCUCCGGUGGCGACGGCGACGACGACGACGACGACGGCGCGUCUCCGGGCGGCGCGACGUCGAGCACGCUGUGCUACAUGAUGUGGGCGUACUGGAUGCCCGCGCAGGCGAUCAACUUCUGGCUCGUCCCGCGGCACCUGACGAUCCCGUUCAUGAACGUCCUGGGAUUCGGCUGGAACGCGAUCAUGUCGGCGACCAACGGCGCAAGCGAGGCAGCCGGCGAGACGGCGGCGACGCGCGCCGCCGCGAUGAACGACGCGGAGCGGCGCGCGGCGACGACCGCGGCGGUCGUCGAGCGGUUGAUCGCGGGCAGGGUGGGCGAGGAGGUGGCGAGGGACGUCGCGGACGUGGACGCGGGGGAGUGCGCGGCGGACGAGGGGUGCGCGAGGGCGUUGGCGCGGAGUGUCGCGCGGGGGGACGCGCUGGCGCUCUCGACGUAAAUUAGGAAACGAAAAGGGCGACGGACGUCGUGACGAACGACGCGCCGCCCCGCGUACGAUGCGAUUGAUUUUUUAACUCGAUCACGAGUUGCCUUCUUUCAA
Molecule: messenger RNA, 1928 nt
Organism: Micromonas pusilla CCMP1545
Lineage: Eukaryota; Viridiplantae; Chlorophyta; Mamiellophyceae; Mamiellales; Mamiellaceae
Exons: 1
Coding region: 222-1826 (534 amino acids)
Cellular component (GO): membrane; cytoplasm
Source: RefSeq, a predicted model, not a curated record